Messenger RNA from Polyodon spathula (Mississippi paddlefish), 6637 nucleotides. RefSeq names its product transient receptor potential cation channel, subfamily N, member 1 (gene trpn1). Gene Ontology annotation, molecular function: calcium channel activity; protein binding. Gene Ontology annotation, biological process: GPI anchor biosynthetic process; calcium ion transmembrane transport. The record is from RefSeq and is a predicted model, not a curated record. Gene Ontology annotation, cellular component: glycosylphosphatidylinositol-N-acetylglucosaminyltransferase (GPI-GnT) complex; membrane. The transcript has 28 exons. NCBI's taxonomy places the organism in Eukaryota, Metazoa, Chordata, Actinopteri, Acipenseriformes, Polyodontidae. The coding region runs from base 259 to 5187 and encodes 1642 amino acids.
AUGAACGGCGAGCUCUCCAGUCUUAACUCCCACCAGGACAGUGGAAUUGACAUUAAUCACAGAGGGAAUUGGCGGGUGGAAGGAAACGAACUAUCUUUAAACUCAUCUGAAACUCUAAAACGCAGCAUACCAACAGUAACUGGCUGACUGAUAAAGUGAAAUCAAAACGCAUUUAUUCCGGUGGGGAUGGUGUUUAAAACAGAGACAUCUGAAGGUUGCUUUCUCUCCAAAACGGAGUAAAACAAAGCAGAAAAAAACAUGCCAGAGAGCAGCUCUGUGAGUUCUGGAUCCACUGUGACUUCAAGUGACCGAGUGCUUUUACUGGCGAGCAGGGGAGAAUGGAUCGCGCUUGAGCUGACGCUUAAAGGCAUUGAAAAGGGGGGCCCUGAAAUCUCACACAUUGAUGAAGAGUCAGGUUUGACCCCGUUGAUGAUUGCAGUCAAAGAGAACCGGCUGUCGAUAGUGGAGAGAUUGCUGGAGCUAGGAGUGAACCUAACCGAUCGAACAAAGGACGGCAGGACUGCUCUCCAUGUGGCUGCAGCUCAUUCCAAAGAUGAAAUCGUCAAGCUGUUGGUGAAGAGAACAGAUCCGAAUGUACCUGGAGGGCCCAAAGAGCAGCUGCCAUUGCACUAUGCAGCCACUCGCCCCACAGGUGCCCAGAAUGUCAUCCAGACGUUACUCAAGUUCUCCCAUAAAGAUGCUCGCCUGGUCCAAGACGAGGAUGGCUGCAUCCCCCUGUUUUUGUCAGUUGAAGCUGGGAAUAUCGCAGUCUGUAAAGAACUUGUUGGAGUAAUGACUGAGGCGCAGCUCAGGGCACAGAAGAAGGGCAGUGGGGAUUCUCCUCUCCACGUGUGCUGCAGAAGGAAGGAUACAGACCUGGCGAAACUGCUGGUGGAAUACGGAGCCAGUGUGGAUUUCCAAAACGAGGAAGGACAGACUCCUCUGCACGUGGCUGCCUGGGAAGGCGAUGAAUCCAUGCUGAAAUAUUUCUACCAGUGUAAAGCCAACCCCAACAUUGCAGACAAGCUGGACAGAUCUCCUCUACACAUUGCAGCUGAAAGAGGCCACACCAACGUGGUGGAAGUCCUGACAGAGAAGUUCAGGUCCAAUGUUCUGGGCAGGACAAAGGAUGGCAGCACUCUGAUGCACAUUUCCGCCCAGUGUGGGCAUCCUGAAACAGCACUGGCUUUCCUGAAGAAAGGUGUCCCUUUGCACAUGCCCAACAAGUCGGGAGCAGUCUGUCUGCACGCAGCGGCUAAGAGAGGCCACACGGCAGUGGUGAAGGCUCUGCUCCUGAAAGGGGCCCACGUAGACACCACCACUAAGGACAGCUACAGCGCUCUGCAUAUCGCAGUGCAGCACUGCAAGCCUCUAGUGGUGCAGACUCUGCUGGGCUUCGGGGCUCAGGUGCAGCUCAAAGGGGGCAAGGCGAGGGAAACCCCAUUGCACAUCGCUGCCCGAGUGAAGGAGGGAGAGAAGGUGGCAGAGAUGCUGCUGAAGAGCGGGGCUGACGUCAAUGCAGAGCAGGAGAAUGGAGAGACAGCCAUGCACAUUGCUGCUCGCCACGGCAGCCUCAGAAUGCUGCAAGCUCUGAUUGAGGAGGGAGGAGACCUGACAUGCCAGUCUAAGGCUGGAGAGAACCCACUCCACAUUGCAGUGCGCCACUGCCAUGCUCACGUUGUAGAGGAGAUACUCAGCUAUCUGGCCAACGAGAAGAGUCAGGCUGAGGCCAUUGUGUGCGUCAGCCAGGAGAACAGGGAAGGAGAGACCCCGUUGCACCUGGCGGCUGAGAUAAAGAAGGAUAUGAUCCACUUUGAAGAGGAGGACACCAAGAUCAUCCGAAUCCUCAUGGAGUAUGACAUUGACAUCACAGCAGCAACCAGACUGACCUGUGAGACUCCCCUGCACUACUGCGCCCGAGUGGGGAACACUGACGUGCUCCUGGAGAUUUUGAAGAAUUUUAACGCCAACCAGCUGCAGCAGGCCAUCAACAAGCAUGACAAGAAUGGCUGGUCUCCGUUAUUGCUGGCUGCAGAGAGAGGUCACACAGAGAUGGUCAGGAUCCUGCUGCAGAAUCACGCUCGCGUGGACGUCUUUGAUGAACAUGGCAAGGCAGCGCUCCACCUUGCUGCAGGGAACGGUCACGAGGAGAUCGUAGAUAUCUUGCUGUCUCACAAGGCCUUCGUCAACGCCAAGACCAAGCUGGGACUGACCCCCCUGCACUUGGGAGCACAGAACGGGUACUGCAGGCUGGUGAAGCUGCUGGUGGAGACUCACAUGGCCAGCAUCGACGCACUCUCCUUGACUAAACGCACCCCAUUACACCUGGCAGCUCUCAGCGGUCAGCUGGACGUAUGCUGCAGUUUACUGAACAUGAAGGCAGAUGUUAAUGCCACGGACAUCCAUGGGCAGACCCCCCUCCACCUGGCUGCAGAGAAUGACCACUCGGAGGUGGUAAAGCUUUUCCUGAAGCACUGCCCGGAGCUGGCCACCUCUGCCAACGUGGAAGGAGCCACGUGCGCCCACAUCGCAGCGUCAAAGGGCAGUGUGGCUGUUAUCAAGGAGCUUCUCAAGUUCAGCAAAGUUGGGGUGACCUCUGCUCGUAAUCAGUCUAAUGAUUCCAGCCCCCUGCUCCUGGCAGCCGCUGGAGGUCACUCAGAGGUUGUGAAGGUUUUACUGGAGGCUGGCGCUUCAGCUGCAGAAGAGAACGCUGAGGGGAUGACUGCUAUCCAUUUAUCUGCUAAGAACGGGCACAUAAACGUCCUGGAUGCUCUUAAAGGGAGUAUGUCCUUUAAAAUAACUAGCACUAAGACCGGACUGACUGCGCUCCACGUGGCAGCCAGUUUCGGGCAGGUGGACUUUGUGCGGGAGAUCCUGAGAAGGGUGCCAGCGACAAUGCAGAGCGAGCCUCCCCAGAGUACAGCUGAGGGGCAGGGGAUCCGAGAGCAGCCCAGCGAGUCAGGGUUUACCCCCCUACAUCUCGCUGCCCAGUCAGGACAUGAGAGCCUGGUGAGGCUUCUACUCAACUACCCUGGGGUGCAGGCCGACGCAGAGACUAACCUACAUGGCUCCACUCCUCUGCACCUGGCAGCUCAGAACGGGCACACUGCGGUGGUGGGGCUGCUUCUCAGCAAGUCCACCUCCCAGCUGCACCUCAAGGACCGGCGUGGGCGCACCUGUCUCCACCUGGCUGCUGCCAACGGGCACCUUGAGAUGGUCAGGGGGCUGCUGGGCCAGGGGGCCGAGAUCAAUGACACAGACAAGAAUGGCUGGACUCCGCUCCACUUCGCGUCCAAGUCGGGGUUCCUGGAGACAGUGCGGCUCCUGGUUGAGAGUGGGGCGUCUGUGAAGCUCGAGUGUAAGGAGGGGCGGACCCCGAUUCAGUACGCUGCCGAGGAAAACCACCAGGGAACUGUGAGCUUCCUGCUCCGGAGAAACCACAACACUCUGAACCUGGUCGAGGACAGGAAGUUUAUUUUUGAUCUAAUGGUCUGCGGGAAACUGAACAACGACAAGGUUAUCGAGGAGUUUGUGCUGCACUCCAGAGCCCCCCUGGACACAGCUGUCAAGCUUUCCCGGGCAUUCAGCCUCACUGCCCUGAAAGAGAAGGAGCGCUCCAUGGACCUCCUCAACGCUGCCAAGUACUGUGAGGGCAUGGCCACUGAGCUCCUAACCGUCGCCUCUGGAGGCAAGACCGCCGGCUGCAUCCUGCGUGCAGUGGACCACCGGAGCACUCCCAUGCUGGACUGUCUGAUUGAGAGUCAGCAGAAGGACGUGGUGGCCCACCCAGCAGUGCAGAAGUACCUGACGGAGGUCUGGUAUGGAAACCUGAAGUGGGCGCCGUGGAAGAUAGUGCUCCUAUUCUUCUGCUUCCUGCUGUGCCCUGUGGUCUGGCUGGUCUUCUCCCUUCCCCUGAAUCACAGGUUCAAUAAGAUCCCCAUCAUGAAGUUCAUGAGCCACCUGGUGUCCCACAUAUACCUCUUGAUAUUCUUCAUUUUGACCAUUGUCUACCCUCCCAUCAGCCCUAUCUACCUGGGGAAGCUGCUGCCUUCUUGGAAUGAGUGGCUGCUCCUGGCCUGGCUCUCUGGGAUGCUAGUCUCUGAGCUGACCCACCCAGGGGAGAGGAUUGGCUUGGCUUGGAUCCGAGUCCUGGUCCUAGGUUUCUCUGCCAUCGCUUUCUUCUGUCACCUGCUUGCCUUUGCCUUCCAGUCGUCUGACCGCCUGCACUGCCUGUUUGCCCGCAAUAUCUUCUUAGCGGUCGCCAUGACCCUCAGCUUUGUGCAGUUCCUUGAGUUUCUGACCUUCCACCACCUCUUUGGUCCUUGGGCCAUCAUUAUCAGGGACCUCAUAAAGGACCUGGCCCGAUUUGCAGUCAUCCUCGUGCUGUUCCACACGGCCUUUACUAUGAAUCUCUCUGUUGUCUAUCAGCCGGUUUACCCCGAGGAAACACAGUCCGCCAAUAGCACAGGGGGUGAGAGCACUGAGAUCCAGACCCCUUUAGAGAUAUCCAUCAAGCUCUUCUUCGCGCUGUUUGGCCUCGUUGACCCAGAAGCCAUGCCCAAGCUUAGUCGAACGCCAGCGUUUACGAAUGUCAUCAGCAAUUUUUUUUACGGAAUGUAUUUGGUGGUUACCGUCAUCGUGCUGAUUAACCUUCUAAUUGCCAUGAUGAGCGACACCUACCAGCGAAUCCAGGCGCAGUCAGACACAGAGUGGAAGUUUGGGAGGGCCAUGCUCAUCAGGGAUAUGAACCGGAAAUCAGGAACGCCGUCCCCAUUUAACCUCUUUACCAACCUCUUCUGCUACUUCAAGAUGCUCUUCAAACGUGACGGUAAGAUCUGCUCCUCUGAUGGGAGGGACCUGAUGACAGAAGAGCAGGAGCUGGAUGCCUACACAGAUACCCGCUCCUUGGAUACGCUGGCACACACCUCUGUAGGCUGGAUGCGCACCACUAACAAGAGGACCCAGAUCUCCCCAGAAGGAGGAUUGGUAAGACAUUCCAGACAGAGUGGACUCAUACAUAUCGACGAAGUGACUGACUGGCAGAGUGUGGCACUUCGUUACUUAGCGAUGAAGGGGCAGACUGAUGGGACACUGCUGGAUAAAGACUUGUUUCCCUACGAGGAGACCAUGAGGGCAGAACACUUCAGAGCUGCAUCCACUGUGAAGAUACCAGACAGGAUCUCCUGACCUUCACUGGCCUUUUCCACUGUGAUGGUACCAGACGAGAUUUCCUGACUAACACUGACCUUUUCUACUGUGAUAGUACCAGACGAGAUUUCCUGACCAACACUGGCCUUUUCCGCUGUGACGGUACCAGAUGAGAUCUCCUGACCAACACUGGCCUUUUCCACUGCCUAACAGUAACACGGCCAACUGGGCUGCCAUCAUGCUCUCUGAAACAGUCGAUGGCAAUGCAGUCAGCCAGUACACAUCAAAUACCAAUGGAGCAUGUCUCUAUGGCAAUGCAGUCAGCCAGUACAUUUUCAAUUCCAAUGGAGCAUGUCUGUGUUGCAAUGCAGUCAAUGCACUUUGGCACGAGAGAUAAUUUACAGUACAAGCAGCUCACUCUCACUGGUCAGCUUGUUUAGUUUGGAAGAAAGCAUACCAUUUAUUCAAAGCUUCAUUCAGCCACCUGAUAGCUCUUGUCAGCCAACUUCAACUUAGACAGUAUAUACAUUUUUUAAUUUUGGGGUAAAAAAUUUAAAUAAAAACACAGGGUAUUUUUUAUUUUUUAUUUGUUUCUGUCCAACAUUUAUAUAUGAACACAAUAAUUUGUAUUUUUCUUUACUAUGUUAUAAUACAUCUUUUUACAUAAAUAUGUAAAUGUGGACUAUAGUCACGUCAGAAUUCUGCUAAGCCCCCCUCCAAUCUUUCAAAGCAUUGUUCACAAGAAAUGUUGUAUUGCUGCAGUCAUGAACGCAGAAUUAAAGAUUUAACGAGCAGCACUGUUCUGUUUUAUUGAAAUAAAUAUGCACAAGAUGUUUUUAAACUACAGUCCCUACUGAUGCCUACAAACCCCAUAGUCCUUACCCAUCACUCACAUGCUGCCAUUUACUCCUUCUCAGUAGAAUCAGACUCUGUGGCAACAACCGCUAGAAUUCUUUACUAAGGGUGUUUAAAAUGCUAACAACCAAGUGGCCCCUGAAACCCUGCAAAUGGAUUGCUCCUAUGUCUUGUAGAUUAAAAUUUCAUUUAAAAUGAAUAGAUAAAUAAGUGUUACUCUGCUUGUUGAUAACUAUGGAAAUCUUUGAACAAUGCAACCUCGCCACCUAAACCCUUUCAUAGUUAGUUAGGAAAAUGAAAUAAUUGCUACAGGGUUAGCCCUUUUAAAAAUGUACUGUAGUAUAUCAUGGUACAAACUUAGCAAAGUGUAGCACCACAGCACAGUACAAGUGUGGUAAAGUACAGAUAAGUAACAAAGCUUUGUAAAAAAACUAACAGGCUUGAGUAUUAUACAGCAUGUUAAAAGCGUAUGGCAGUAUAUUCAUUGUAAACUGCAACAUUACAGUGAGGGAGAACUUGCUGUGGAACACUCCUAUAAAGGCAGGUACUGCACUAGGAAUAGUAUUAACCCUUGUACAAUGGAUUUCGUCUCCUACUUUAUUGUGUAAACUAUUUUUGUUUUCUUUGUAUUUUA